Aphis gossypii (cotton aphid) is the source of this 924-nucleotide messenger RNA. RefSeq names its product cuticle protein 19-like. Gene Ontology annotation, cellular component: extracellular matrix. Lineage: Eukaryota; Metazoa; Arthropoda; Insecta; Hemiptera; Aphididae. The transcript has 2 exons. Bases 126 to 530 code for a protein of 134 amino acids. The record is from RefSeq and is a predicted model, not a curated record.
GGGAUUUACCAAAAGUAUAAAUACUUCAAACACAUUUAAAAUAUUCAUCAGUCUUAUUUUCAUUACUUGUGAAAAUAGUUUUUAAAUCGUAUACAUUACGAUCUACACACACAAAAACUUGUAAAAUGGUUGUUAAGUUGAUCGUGUUCGCCGCUCUGUUCGGGCACUUAGCCCUGGCCUAUCCACCUGCGAUCGUCGAACACAACGCUUAUGAACACCACGACGACGACCACUACGUCCACGCACCCACCCCGUACCAUUUCGAUUACGCCGUGAACGACCCGCACACCCACGACGUCAAGAGCCAUCACGAGUCGAAUGACGGCCACGGCAACGUCAAAGGAUCUUACAGCCUUUUGGAAGCCGACGGUUCUACCAGAGUGGUCGAGUACACUGCCGACGCCAAACACGGUUUCAACGCCGAAGUGAAGAAAAUUGAAGGGCCCGCUCAUCAUCACUACGACGCAACAAGCUAUUACGAGCCAAUUCACCGUCCGUAUAAACCGUUGUCACACUUUCACUCGUACUGAUGAUGAAUAGGAUGAGACGGCCGAUAAAAAUUCCACUGAAAGUUACUAUUUUUUUUUUUUUGUGUAUAUUUUUCUAUAAUUUUAACCCAUAAAAAUAGACCUAAAAUGUCAUAUUAAAGAUAUUUUAAAAUUCUGAAUCUAUUUAUGUCAGCAAUGCGAUAAAUGUUCAAAUCAUUAAAGUUAAAACUAUAAUCGAUUAUAAUAAAAUACAAUAUUUACUUUCCAAUUUGAAACUUAUUAUUAGAUUUCUUAAAUUACUAUUUCCUGACAAUUCUCAGUAAUAAAGAACUGAAAACUUGUUUUUCAAGGAUUUGGUUAAAUUAAAUCACAAGGAGUGUAAAUCGUUGUCUCUAAAUCAAUAAAAAUAAAACUUAUAUUUCGUUCAUUGAAACCU